This is a messenger RNA of Pipistrellus kuhlii (Kuhl's pipistrelle), 3859 nucleotides long. RefSeq names its product golgi associated, gamma adaptin ear containing, ARF binding protein 3 (gene GGA3). Gene Ontology annotation, biological process: intracellular protein transport; vesicle-mediated transport. Lineage: Eukaryota; Metazoa; Chordata; Mammalia; Chiroptera; Vespertilionidae. The coding region runs from base 100 to 2349 and encodes 749 amino acids. Gene Ontology annotation, cellular component: trans-Golgi network. The record is from RefSeq and is a predicted model, not a curated record. Gene Ontology annotation, molecular function: small GTPase binding; phosphatidylinositol binding; ubiquitin binding. The transcript has 17 exons.
CUCGCUCCUCUCAGGCCCCCAUGCAGGCCCCGCCCAGGCCCCGCUCUCGCAGGUUGUCGCGAGGUUUGAGGCCGCGGGCCUGGCCCGGGCGGCUGCAAUAUGGCGGAGGCGGAAGGAGAGAGCCUGGAGUCCUGGCUGAAUAAGGCCACCAAUCCUUCCAACCGCCAGGAGGACUGGGAAUACAUAAUCGGCUUCUGUGAUCAGAUCAACAAGGAGCUGGAAGGGCCACAGAUCGCUGUCCGACUGCUGGCCCAUAAGAUCCAGUCCCCACAGGAAUGGGAGGCAGUCCAGGCCCUGACGGUGCUGGAGGCCUGUAUGAAGAACUGUGGGCGGAGAUUUCACAACGAAGUGGGCAAGUUCCGGUUCUUGAAUGAGUUGAUCAAAGUCGUCUCUCCAAAGUACCUGGGGGACAGGGUGUCUGACAAAGUGAAGACCAAGGUUAUUGAGCUGCUUUAUAGCUGGACUUUGGCCCUGCCGGAAGAAUCAAAGAUCAAAGAUGCUUACCACAUGCUGAAGAGACAGGGCAUAGUGCAGUCUGACCCCCUGAUCCCUGUGGACAGGACCCUGAUCCCUUCUCCACCGCCUCGUCCCAAAAACCCUGUGUUUGAUGACGAGGAGAAAUCCAAGCUUUUAGCCAAAUUGUUGAAAAGCAAAAACCCAGAUGACCUGCAAGAGGCCAACAAGCUGAUCAAGUCCAUGGUGAAGGAAGAUGAGGCACGGGUCCAGAAGGUGACCAAGCGCCUGCACACCUUAGAGGAGGUGAACAACAACGUGAAGCUGCUAAGUGAGAUGCUGCUUCAUUACAGCAAGGAGGAUUCGUCGGAAGCAGAUAAAGAGCUCAUGAAGGAGCUGUUCGAUCGGUGUGAGAGUAAGAGGCGGACGUUAUUUAAACUAGCCAGUGAGACAGAAGACAAUGACAGUAGUUUGGGAGACAUCCUGCAGGCCAGUGACAACCUCUCCCGAGUCAUCAGCUCCUAUAAAGCAAUCAUUGAAGGGCAGGCCAUCAAUGGUGAGGUGGCCACCCCAUCCCUGUUGGACUCGGAAGGACAUCACCACUCCAGGGACCAAGGCACUCUCAUCGACCUUGCAGAGUUGGAUGCACCAGGCAGCUCAGCCCCCGUUUUGGCCCCCACACCACCCUCCUCCGGCAUCCCUAUCCUCCCUCCACCGCCCCUGGCCUCAGGACCUGGGCGCAGCCGCUCGUCCAGCCAGGCCGAGGCCCCCCCAGGGCCCAGCAACACAAGCAAUGCCCUCUCCUUGCUGGAUGAAGAGCUGCUCUGCUUGGGUGGUAGAGCUGGGGCUGCCCUUGUGCAAGGCCUCUGCUCCUCACAGCCAUCUCUGUUCUCAGGCCUUGCUGACCCAGCCCCUAAGGCUCCUCCCAAAGAGUCCGCUGGAAACGGCCAGUGGCCCCUGUUCCAGAAUGAACAGUCGGACCUGGACUUCUUCAGCCCCAAACCUGGGACUGCUGCUUGUAGCCCCUCAGACGGGCCUGUCCUCCAGCCCUCAGCAGCCCCUGCAGGCAACUCCCAGCCUCCACUGCCACCCCCCUUCCCAGCUCCUGUGGUCCCAGCCAGUGUUUCUGCUCCAAAAACAGGCUUUUUGUUCCCCACUGGACUGGCCCCCGCUUCGACCCCAAAAGCUGAGCCCACAGUCCCUGGGUACCAUGGCUCAGCUUUGAGUGACAGCUCCCUGCACCAGUUGGAUGCCCUCGAUCAGCUUUUAGAAGAAGCCAAAGCGACCUCAGGCCUGGUGAAACCCAUCUCCUCCAUCUUCCCUGGGGCCACCGCCUCCCCUCUGAUCCCCAGCGGCACUUCAGCUAGGCCUCUCCUGCCGUUCUCCACGGGGCCUGGCAGCCCUCUCUUCCAGCCACCUGUCUUCCCAUCCCAGGAGAGCCCCAUGAAGGGGCCUGAGCUCUCCCUGGCCAGUGUCCAUGUCCCUCUGGAAUCUAUCAAGCCUAGCAGUGCCCUUCCUGUGACAGCCUAUGAUAAAAACGGCUUCCGCAUCCUCUUCCACUUCGCCAAGGAAUGUCCGCCAGGACGGCCCGAUGUGUUGGUGGUGGUUGUGUCCAUGCUGAAUACAGCUCCUUUGCCUAUAAAAAGCAUCGUGCUGCAGGCCGCAGUGCCCAAGUCAAUGAAAGUGAAGCUGCAGCCACCCUCUGGGACGGAACUCGCUCCAUUUAGCCCCAUCCAGCCACCUGCAGCCAUCACCCAGGUCAUGCUGCUGGCUAAUCCACUGAAGGAGAAGGCGAGGCUUCGGUAUAGACUGACCUUCGCCCUUGGGGAGCAGCUGAGCACAGAGGUGGGUGAGGUGGACCAGUUCCCUCCUGUGGAGCAGUGGGGGAACCUAUGACCCUGAAGGAUGCGGUCAUCUCCCCUCUGAAGCCCAAGUAGGCUGCCCGAGACAGGAGGGCUCUCCGGGUCGUCGUUCUCCACGUCCUGACCACAGCGCGUGAGCUUUGGUAUGGAACAGGCCCUGGGCCUUGCUGCCAGGAGCUGAACUGCCGUGAUGGUCUCUCCUCCUUUGGCCCCGUAAGAGGACUUGUUUGUAUCUACCUGUGUGACUCAAAGUGGCCAUGUACUGUUGGGCGGGAUGUGGCCCGGACUCUGCACGGUCUCCCUGGGAACAGAAAGCUGGAGUAGGUCUUCCCUGGUGUUGGCACUUGCUGCCUGCCGCAAGGGAGGAGUCUCUGAAGACUUGGGGUCCUUCCUGAAGGACCAGGUCCUCACCCCCCACCCCCACCAUGCUACUCUGUGCUCCCCUUGCUGGCAGUCUCCUACCUCCAGGAAGGUGGUCCCAAACGGGCCCGGGCCCGAGAAAGGAGUGGGUGCUGCCUUCCAGUCAGUACCACGGCCACUGGAUAGUGUAUGCCUGUCUCUGGUGAUGGCAAGCUGUGUCCUUUGGACAGCUCAGCAGGACAUGGAGCUCGGCCUAUCAGAAACAGAACUUGGCCCCAAAGUAGCUAAACUAAGGAUAGGAGCAAAACAGAAGAGAACCAUUGAUUCCCCUUCUCCGAAACAGGUACUCGGAGCUUUCUGCAAAAAGUUUGCCUCCCACCGUGGGAACAGGCAGCCUAUUCACUACCUCUUGCUUGGCAUGAAAUAAACUGCUGUCUUGCCCUUCGAGCCUCUGAAGGGAGGACAAUUCCUGCCCCCCCCUGUACAUCUUCUUGCCUUGGCCUCCCCCUACCCCCAAAGAGCCUGUCAGAACACAAGUUAGACAGGAGGCCUCAGGGUCAGGCAAUUGCACUAGACUUACCUGCUGCCCAGAAACUGACUGUCCCAGCUGCUGAGGGUACUGUCAGCGAGAUGUUGGGUCUGGAGAUGGUGAGAUUGGGGGCCAUGCUUGAAUCGAGUCACCAGACCUUAUUGCUUCAACAGUGCUCGGCCCCAGCUAGCUUGUGCCAGCCUGUAGGCCUUCCAGGGCAACAGGAAAGCAGGACCACCACUGGGGAAAGAGGACACAGCUCGCCUGAAUUCAGCUGGACGGGCUCAGAGCCAUCUCCAGGGAAAGGUGGCACAGCCUCGUUCCCAGAUCCCUCCCUGUUCCUUGCCAGACUUCCUUCCUCUUUCAAGAGGUCAUCUUCCCUUCCCUCCCGCCUUUGGCAAGCAGGUUUCACUGCUUUGUUAAGAUAGGUCAAAAGUGAAUUGAUUUCACUGCUUAUGGAAUAAAUCCAAGAGUUUUCCAGAGACUGGCUGCCGCAGCCUGGGAAAGUCUGGGAUCACUACAUGGAAGUGUACCUUUACAAUAAGACUUGGACGUUAAAAUUGUUUAUGAAUGUUACUGUUUCAUGACAAACAGCUAUACUUAUAUCAACUUUGCCCUUAUUUUACUGCAUGUUAAAUAAAACCAUUUUCACCCU